This is a messenger RNA of Pseudozyma flocculosa PF-1, 1602 nucleotides long. RefSeq lists its product as uncharacterized. The coding region runs from base 1 to 1602 and encodes 533 amino acids. The record is from RefSeq and is a predicted model, not a curated record. NCBI's taxonomy places the organism in Eukaryota, Fungi, Basidiomycota, Ustilaginomycetes, Ustilaginales, Ustilaginaceae. The transcript is spliced from 6 exons. Gene Ontology annotation, molecular function: NADH dehydrogenase activity.
AUGGCCACGCUCCGCCCCAGUCGAGCAUCCCUCACCGCAGCCACGGCGGCACCUCGUCCGCUCUUCCAUGCCGCCUCUGCGGCGCAGCAACGACGUCUCGCCUCUUCCGCACAGUCCAUUGCGCCCGCGUCAAAGGGUUCGUCGCAGGGAGGAGGGAGGGAGCGUCUCGUCGUCCUCGGCAGCGGGUGGGGCGGCUUCACCUUUCUCAAGAAGCUCGACAGGAGCAAAUACGAUCUCACGCUCGUCUCGCCCAAUACCUACUUCUCCUUUACGCCCCUCCUGGCCCAGGCAUCGGUCGGGACGCUCGACUUCCGCAACGUCAUCGAGCCGGUCCGCUCCCAAGCCGACUGCACGCUGCACCACGCCUGGUGCGAGUCGAUCGACUUUGCCAACCGCCGCCUGACGCUCACCCCAGCGCAGGGCAUCACGGUGCACAAGGAGGACCCCUUUUCGCGCGCCUCGUCGCCCGACUCGAACCACACGCCCAUCUCGCCCUCGACCGAUCCGCCGGCCCCGCGACCGUUCUCGGACGAGUAUACGAUCGACUACGACAAGCUCGUCAUCUCGGUCGGAUCCUACAACCAGACGUUCGGCACACCCGGCGUCAAGGAGCACGGAUACUUUCUCAAGGAUGCAAAGGACGCCCGCGCAAUUCGGUGGAGGAUCGUCGAGCUGCUCGAACAGGCCGCUAUGCCGUGUCGCACCGAAGACGAGAGGAGGGAGAUGCUGAACUUUGUCGUCGUCGGCGGCGGACCCACUGGCUCGGAAUGGGCGGCCGAGCUGCACGACUUGGUCCAGGCCGAAGUGAAGCGGCUCUUCCCGGACCUGCACCCGCUCAUCUCGAUCCGCCUCCUCGAUGCGGGACCGGGCAUCCUGACGUCGUUCGACAAGUCCCUGUCCGAGUACGCGCGGCGCAAGUUUGACCGAGACGGGAUCGAUAUCCGGCUCAAGCAGAAGAUCCUUCGCGUCGAGCAAAACAAGCUCAUCAUCGCCGGCGGCGGCGAGGGUGAGGGUGGGGGCGAGGGAAAGGCGGACGUCGAGCUGCCGUUUGGCCUGUUGGUCUGGUCGACGGGCAUCAAGGCGACGCCGUUGACGGAACAGAUCCAAGGUGUGGCCAAGGAUGCCAAGACCCAAUCUAUCCUCACCGAUCCUUGGCUUCGCGUUCUCGAGGCCGAGGGCGAGGGAGGGGGCAGCGGACGAGUGAGGAAAGAGGUGUUCGCCAUGGGCGACUGCGCCAUUAUCAAGGACAACCUCUUGCCCGCCACGGCGCAGGUGGCGAGCCAAAAGGCGCGCUACCUCGCCCGCCUCUUUAACCAUCCGGCCGAACUCGAGCUGCUCAACACGGGCGGCGAUGGCCAGGACGCGGGCGCGGCCGCGGCCAAGGUGCAGCCGUUCCGGUACUCGAAUCGCGGCGCCAUGGCCAGCAUUGGCGGAGCGAGGGCGCUGAUUGAACUGCCCAAUGCCAAAGAGGCCGGGUUCCUCGCUUGGGUCGGGUGGAGGGGCGCCUACACCCUCAUGAGCAUGACGUGGAGGAACCGGCUGGCGGUGCCCUUUACCUGGUUCCUCAAUUUCCUCUUCGGCCGCGACCUCUCCCGCUUCUAA